AUGGGGAAAGGACAUGAAAUGAAAGCUUUUAUGUGGAAGGGAGGUGUGGUGGAGAUGGGAGUGAGAGGAGAAGGAAAGAAAGGAUCAAGACAUGCAGCUGAAGAAGAGAACUGGCCAGUUCCAAAGCCACAAGAACGUUUCAGGCAUCACACUUACGAAGAACCACCCGAUGUCUCACCUCCCAUCAGGAGAUCUGAAACACCCGACAGUUACGUCGGUGAAUCAAGCGACGAACUCAAUGGACACUCGCCAGCAAGCAUGUCACCGUCGCCUCACCGGCAAGUCAACUAUUCCAAAGAUCACCACUCGUCGUCGCCGAUGUCCUCAGAGAGCGCAGACGACAGCUUCCCACCAAUGCAUUCCUCGUCGCAAAACCACCGUCAGCAGACGCCGCAGCACGACAGAAGACCCACGGCGGAGUACGACAACCCUUGGGAGUGGAGCAAUAAUCCCAUGAAGAUGGCUAAGAUGGGGCCGAGUCCAGACGGGUUUGAAGGUCCUAGGGGGAGGAGUAGGUCCGAACUACCAGCCAAUAGAGUUAUGAGGACGAGUCCCGAGUCGGACACCAGGCCAGGAGACGAGUAUGACGCACCUUGGGAAUGGAUGCCAAUGAAUAGGAAACUCUCACAAGCUAUCACAGACAAGGAGAAGCAUCAGCAUGCGGGGCGUGUCUCGCCCCUCCCGGAGACACCUACGAGGGGGGCUAAGAAGGGGAACAUGAAGCUUGAUAUCAAGUCAAGACCAGUAGACAUGCCCGGAGAGCCGGUAGAUCCCAAGAUACCACUUACCCAUCAAACAUGGUACCACGGGAAGCUAUCAAGAUCAGAUGCAGAGAAGAAGUUAAAAUCAUGCAAGGAAGGAAGUUACUUGGUUAGACAGAGUGAGAGUGCUGCCAGGGAUUACUCGUUAUCAUUAAAGAGUGCAAAGGGUUUCAUGCAUAUGAAGAUUGUGUUCAACCACCAGUCAGACGGAUAUAUAUUAGGAGAGUUCAGUAAACCAUUCCCGAGCAUCUCAGAAAUGAUAUGCUACUACACAAGGCAAAAGCUCAACAUCAGAGGGGCAGAGCACAUGGCAUUGCUACACCCGGUCAUAGACCAGUUACUAUAGGCCUGAUCUUGGCGUUAGAACCCCCGUAGAAGAUAGACUGUUCUAGAAAAGACUGGCUGGCUGUGAGAGAGAGACGAUGAAGAUGGUUAUCGGUUUUUCCUCCGUUUCUGUUUCGUAUGUCUUGGAUUGAUUCGGGCAGAGCAUACUGGAAAUGAUGAAAGACUAGUCCUCGAAGGUCUAGAGGAUUCCUAUCUUCUGCAGGUCCAGACUGCUACAGUGUCCUACAUUGUUCUAGAAGAUGUUGUGGACUAUCUGAUAGUCCAAGCUUUGACUGUCUGCAAGACAAGCCAGCUUGUGAGACCUAUACUGAACUAGUCCAGGUCUAGGAGAUAGACUUCAUUAUAUAUUGUUAGAGAUAUUUAUGGCUA
Lytechinus variegatus (green sea urchin) is the source of this 1475-nucleotide messenger RNA. Its product is annotated as SH2 domain-containing adapter protein F-like. The transcript has 5 exons. The record is from RefSeq and is a predicted model, not a curated record. NCBI's taxonomy places the organism in Eukaryota, Metazoa, Echinodermata, Echinoidea, Temnopleuroida, Toxopneustidae. Bases 1 to 1107 code for a protein of 368 amino acids. Gene Ontology annotation, molecular function: phosphotyrosine residue binding.